Schistosoma rodhaini is the source of this 1545-nucleotide messenger RNA. Lineage: Eukaryota; Metazoa; Platyhelminthes; Trematoda; Strigeidida; Schistosomatidae. The record is from the annotation of a GenBank genome assembly.
AUGAAUCCGGAUACUGUAUUACGAAUUGGUAAAGUAUUUGAAACUCCAUAUGGAGGAGAUGGAGUUGAUUUUGUGGAUCAAUUAAACUAUCAAUUUACUGGUGGAUUGUUGAUUAUUUUUAUAGCUGUAAUUGGAGUGAGACAAUAUGUUGGUAAACCCAUUCAAUGUUGGGUACCACAAGAGUUCACACAUUCUUGGGAAGAAUAUGCAGAAAAUCUCUGUUGGGUACAGAAUACAUAUUUCCUUCAUCCAAGUGAUCAAGUCCCUGAAGAUGAUUACGAAUUGACAAAAGUUAGAUAUAUAGGUUAUUAUCAGUGGAUAGCAAUAGUAUUAGCUGGACAAGCGAUGUUAUGUUGGGUACCUCAAAUAUUAUGGCGAGUCGGAUCAAAACGAUUACCUGUUUUACUGCGAUCAGCCAAAGAGGCAUCGGUACCAGACAGAGAACUUAGACAAAAAGCUAUUUCAUGUUUAGUAGCUACAUUAGAAGAGCAAGCCGAAUCAACUGCAAGGCACAGACGAGCAACAAGUACAAUCAAACGAAUAUUAUGUAGCUUUCGACCAAAUACGCGUAUAACGUUUCUGUUUUUUAUAGUUCGUAUUUGUUUUAUCGGUAAUUCAGUUGGCCAAAUUUACCUCAUGAAAAAAUUUAUUGGGACCAAUAGUACAAUGUUUGGCAUGGAUGUUUUAAAUGAUUUAAUUACCGGCCAAGAAUGGGAGACUUCAGGUAAAUUUCCACGUGUGACAUUUUGCACGGUUCGUGUCAGGAAAAUGGGGCAAAUAAAGCCUGCAAGCUAUACUCUUCAAUGUGUAUUGCCAAUUAAUUAUUUUGUGGAAAAAGUAUAUGUAUUUUUAUGGUUCUGGUUUGUGAUUCUUUCAAUUGUCACCAUAUUAAGUACACUUCAAUGGGCUUUCAAUACACUUGUACCAGUUAGACGAAUAGCUUAUAUAAAACAAUAUAUCCGAGCUAUUCGCCAACUUUCCAAUACUGAAGAAAGAGAUUGUACACGAUUUGUAAAUUAUAAUCUUGGUCCAGAUGGUGUACUAAUAUUACAAGUUGUAUCUAGAGUUUCUAGUGAUUUAAUUGCAUUAGAUGUUACAGCAACUUUAUGGAGUAAUUAUAGACAUGCUAAAAUUACUGGUACUGAAGAAGAUAUCAAUAGAUUUUUGGAAAAUGUUAAUCGAGGAACCAAUGCCGUAUAGUAAUAGCUCGGUCGGGUAAUAAACAAAAAACAAAUUCAAAUUUAAUUCUUGCUAUUAUUUCAUUAAAUAACAUGAAUAUAGUAAAUUUAUUCUAAUCCCUACUUUUUUAUCCCUCACCUCUACUAUGAACACAAGUUACCCGACCGCUAAACUUAAAUAAAUCCACUAGAAACGCUCAUACAAUUCCAAUCAUUCAAAAAAACUUUACAAACCAUGUACCAAAGACAUUUCACAGAAGAAUUUUCAAACAUACACCUAUAUCUACAAACACUCACACAUAGAUGUGUUUUCUUUACACGCCUUACUCUUCAAAAAGAUAUAUACUGCAUAUAAUCCUUCUGUGAG